AUAUUUUCUAUGAAUUAACAAAACUUCAGUCAAAUCACGUUUUUUAACUACUAGUUCACUUUUUCCUUGUAUGUAAUGUAUAUUUUUAAACAUCAAUUUAAGGAUUACGAAUAAACAUUUUGUGAAUUUAUACUAGUAAAAGUUGCCUAAUGACUACUGUUUGGUUAAUUUCAUUACAGCUUGGAGUAGUAGCUCAAUCAAAUACUUCCUGUGAUUUGAAUCAAAGUUUUCCUCCACCACCAACUCCUGAUUCAGAGCUAAGCAUGUCAUCUAAACAUUCACUGUUGAAUACACCAAUGGGAAGUAAUAGUAUAAUAACUGAAGCACCUGACUCAGUAUGUUGGUCAUUGGGAGAUGAUAAUAGCAACUUAUCCACACCGCAUGAUUCUCUUCAUGCAAUACAUAAUUUUGAAAUAAAUAUUGAUUUGGAUUUGGAUGGGAAUAAUGAUCAGGUGAAUUCCAACGGACGCACAGGAUCAACUAAUACUGAUGUACGACAUUCAACUAGUCCUAGAUCACGUGGUACUACAAAUUCUACUCAUGAUUUUACCAAUGGCAGUCCCCAGACACCAAUGAACGGUCCAUUUGGAAAACCAAAUCGUCGAUUGUUAAAUUUACAAGAGUACAAGAAACGUCAUGGAUUAAUUUAAUUCCUAAUUGAUAUGCAAAUAUUGGUAUUUUCCUUAUUCAAACAUACUAUCAUUUAUUGCUAUUUUUUCUAUAUGUGUAUGAUUAGUAGUCUUAUCACACCG
Schistosoma mattheei is the source of this 752-nucleotide messenger RNA. NCBI's taxonomy places the organism in Eukaryota, Metazoa, Platyhelminthes, Trematoda, Strigeidida, Schistosomatidae. The record is from the annotation of a GenBank genome assembly.